Molecule: messenger RNA, 1851 nt
Organism: Effrenium voratum
Lineage: Eukaryota; Dinophyceae; Suessiales; Symbiodiniaceae
Source: the annotation of a GenBank genome assembly
AUGGGUGCUGCCAACACGAAGGAGGAGUUUUGGCAGGACGACUUUCCUGCUGCCGAUUCACCAAAUGUGUGGAGCCAUGUGCCGUGCAUGGUUUCAGACGACCUGUGUCAGAGCAUCAAGCCUGAGCCAUUGUAUCUCCCACCCUGCAUCGUGGUUCCACAGGUCGUGCAAAUGGAGAGUCAGCAGCAGUCUUUGGACAGAAGCGCUCACCACAAGAGCGCUUUGGUUGCCAGCGCACCGGUUCCAAGUGCUGCACCCGUCGCGCCUCAGCCUCAAGCCGCCAUCGCCUUGAAGGCCGAUGCCAGUCCCAAGGAGGUCUCUAAAGAGGGCGAGGCCGCGCAGGCCGGCGAGCCCGAGCCGCCUGCGGAGCUGACUGGCCGGCGCAAGAGCCUGUUUAUCGGCAUCAACUACUACGGGUCGCAGCACGAGCUGCACGGCUGCGUGGAUGAUGUGCAUCGCAUCAUGCCGCUGAUCCACGGUUGGGGCUUCCCAGAAGACGAUGACCACUGCCGUGUCUUGUUGGACUCUCCUGACUGGCCCCGGGCCAAGCGCCCGACGAAGGCCAACAUCAUGGCGGCCAUCUCCUGGCUGGUGACGGGGGCCGCUCCAGGGGACGCGCUGUUCCUGCACUAUUCCGGGCACGGCGGUCGCGAGCCCCGCACGGAUGGCAGGGGGGAAUGGCAUGAGACGCUUUGCCCCGUGGAUAUGGAGGAGGCGGGUAUGCUGAUGGACAGCGAGCUGUUUGAGACGCUGGUGAGACCGUUGCCCAGCGGUUGCCGGCUCACAUGUAUCCUCGAUGCUUGCCACAGUGCUGGGGCCCUGGAUCUGCCCUACAUCUUCACUGGCACUCCGGAGAACAUCAAGAAAGCCCUUGCCGGAGAGGCGAUGCAGAUGGCUCUGUCCAAGAACUGGCUCCGCGAUUUCGAGCGCUGGUCUGAAGCAGAAGAUCCAACAGCGCUUCUGGGGGACAUCGCGUCCAUGGGCCUGGGGCUUUGGGAUAUGUAUUCGCGGUACAAGGCGAACGCUGCGGCCAACCAAGAUGGCUUUUGCCCCGACGAGCCUGGGAACAUUGGCAUGGCAGUGGGGGAGGUUGUGGCCAUCACAGGAUGUGCCUCUGACCAGACCAGCGCGGAUGUGGGGGAUGUGCACUCCGAGUUUCAGCUGCCCACAGGAGGUCAUUUGCGCCCAGGCCAGAGGAGCACAGCGGGAGGAGCCCUGACUUCAGCCUUCAUUGAAGCCAUGGACCCCCAGGCCAUGCAGGGCAGUAUCAGCCACUUAGAUUUGCUGGAGCAUUUGCGUGCGCGCCUGGCCGAGGCUGGCUACAGCCAAGUGCCCCAGCUGGCAUCCUCCAUGGUGCUGGACUUGAAGAAUUCCUUCUCGCUGACCGCCUUGGCGACGGCCAAGCAGCGCCAGUGUGCGGGCCAGCCCUUGAACAGCCAGCCCAGCCGCUCGGGAUGGGCAGGAAUGGCAAGUCAAGCUGUGGGAGCGAUGGGCUCGGGUGGCUACGGUUGUGCACCUGGCAUGGGCGGCAUGGGCGGCAUGGGCGGCAUGGGCGGCAUGGGCGGCAUGGGCGGCAUGGGUGGCAUGGGCGGCAUGGGCGGUGGCAUGGAUGGUUUGGCCGGCCUUGGCAUGCUGGGUGCCCAGCAGUAUAUGCACCCCAGCCAACCGCAGGCGCAGCCGGAACCGGCGCAGCCGGAACCGGCGCAACCUGCAGGCAUGUUCUCCGGGCUGUUUGGAGGGAGUCGUGGCUUCGACGAGGAUGAAUUUGAGGAGCAGUGUGCGGACGAUGAUGAUGACGAUUAUGAGGAUGACGAGGAGGACUAUGAUGACUACGAUGAUGAUGACUACUAG